AGGGGGGUAAUUAGUGUAUUCUGAGUAAUUUUCUCAAGAAAAAAAACAGUAAAUUUUACAGAAAGCCCAAUAAAAAAACCAACAAAUAAGAAAAGAUAGAGGUUGUAGAAUUUGCAAAUGAAAAGAAAGAAGGGUCAGGUUUAUUAGGGUUAGGAGUUAGAAUUGAGAAUAAAAAAGAGUUGUGAGUUAGAAGAUGCUAAAGCAAACAAUCAGAAGAUUUAUAAGAAGAUCAGAGUUGGAGGCAGCAAGAGAGAAGGUCGAGUGUGUGGUGAUCGGAGCAGGAAUAGUGGGCAUAGCAAUUGCCAGAGAGCUUUCACUUAGAGGCAAACAGGUUUUGGUUCUGGAAUCUGCCAAAAGUUUCGGCAGCGGCAGCAGCUCUAGAAACAGCCAAGUCAUUCAUGCUGGUAUCUACUAUCCCCCCAGUUCUUUCAAAGCUUUAUUCUGUGUCCAGGGUAGAAAUUUACUUUAUCAGUAUUGCUCUCGAAAUGGGAUUCCGCAUAAACAGACCGGUAAACUCAUAGUUGCCACUUCCCCUUGUGAGAUUCCGAAGCUGCAUACGCUGAUGGAUCGUGCUGCUCGAAACGGGGUUUCUGGUCUCAGAAUGUUGGAUGGUUUUGAAGCUAUGCGACUGGAACCUCAACUGCGCUGCCUUCAGGCUUUGUUUUCUCCUCUUUCGGGGAUUGUUGAUGCUCAUUCUCUCAUGCUAUCUCUACUUGGAGAGGCUGAAAGUUAUAAGACAACCCUCUCUUGCAAUACUACCGUCGUUGGUGGCCACCUUGAAGACAAUCGUCUGCACCUUCAUGUUAUGGGAACCCGUGACUUUGAGCACUGGGAUGGCAACUCUAUACUGCAACCUGACCUUAUUCUUAUCCCCGACCUUGUUAUCAACUCUGCUGGAUUAAGUGCAAUACAGCUUACAAGCAGAUUUGAUGGCUUUCCUAAAAGUUUAAUUCCACCACCACAUUAUGCUCGUGGUUGCUACUUCACCCUACCCAAUGCUGUACCCCCUCCUUUUCAGCAUUUGAUAUACCCCAUACCCGAGGAUGGGGGACUUGGAGUUCAUCUUACUCUCGAUUUGGAUGGCCAGGUUAAGUUUGGCCCCGAUGUUCACUGGAUUCCGGGCGUAGAUGAUAAAUCAAGCUUUCUUGAUAGGUAUGACUAUUCUGUGAUGGCGAGUCGUGCAGAGAGAUUUUAUCCAGAGAUAAGCAAGUACUAUCCAAAUCUGAAGGAUGGAAUACUGGAGCCAGGUUAUGCAGGGAUUCGACCAAAAAUUUCUGGCCCCGGGCAAGAUCCUAUGGACUUUGUAAUUCAGGGAGAAGAAACUCAUGGAGUACAUGGUCUUGUCAAUCUUUUUGGUAUUGAAUCACCUGGUCUAACAUCAAGCAUGGCAAUUGCUCAAUACAUAGCCACCCGAUUCUUGCAAUGAAGUAAGUGAGUAAACCUGCAAAACAGGAUAAAAGCGAACCCGGAUGGUGGUUGUCCGGUUAACUCUUCAAUGCUAAAGUCAGUUUACGCUUGAACAGCGUUAUUAUAUAUGAAGGUAAUUGUGAUUUCAGACUUACCUCAAACUCUUUAUAUAGUAGUUGAGAGAAUACCUAGUAGAUUUAAAAUAAGAAAGUACAUGCAAUGGAGAUGCUCUAAUAUGUAUGUUAGUGAAUUAGUUUAAAUCUAAAAAUAGCACUAAAUAUAGCACAUGCAAUGAAGAUCCUCUAAUAUGUAUGUUUGUGAAUUAGUUUCAGUUACAUAAAAGGUAUUUAAAAAAAUCCAUACAAAAGGCAAAUUUAUUUUCUUUAAGUUUGAAAUUUAACAUGAGUAGUGAUGGAGUCUUCCGAUCCGGUGAGUAAACCAGCAAAACAGGGUGGAAGCGAACCCGGACGGUGGUUGUCCGGUUAACUCUUCGAUGCUAAAGUCAGUUUAGGCUUGAGUAGCGUUAUUAUAUAUGAAGGUAAUUGUGUUUUCAGGCUUACCUCAAACUCUUUAUAUUACAGUUGAGAGAAUACCUAGUAGAUUUAAAAUAAGAAAGUCAUUCCUAUUUAGUAGGAUUGUGUUUGAAUAGGAAAUAGAUUCUUUAUUUAAGAGGAAGUUUUACUCAGAAAAAUCUUCUUGAAUAAGCUUAUCUUCCUAUAUUGGAGUUUGUAUCCGAAUAGGAAAGAGAUCCCAUAUAUUCGAUAUUCAAGAUAUGAUUCUACGUAUAUUAGACUUCUGGCGACCAAGUCCUCAAGGAAUCAGUCUUUUUGGGGAUUCGGACGAAUCUUCCUUUGAUCUUCAAGCUUGGCGAGUCUCAUGGACUCGAAUGCUGACAUUAUCAUGAUUUCGCCUUUUGGGCUAGUGCUAGGAUUCUCCCAUGGGGUAAAUCCUAUGUGACUCGGUUCCACUGUAAUUAUGCUAGAAUUCAGUUUCCAUCAUUAGUUACCCGCAAGUGAGCUAAAGCCUCGGUAUUUAUGACUUCAUUCUUGAAGAAUUCUUCUAUUCUUGUUGCCGUUAUGGUUGAUACCGCCUUUACCUCCACCCAUUUCGUAAAGAGGCCGAUAGCGACAAUGAGAAAUUUCAUCUGGUUUCUGUCUGUUGGGAAGGGCUCUACUAUGUCCAUUCCCCACAUGGCGAAAGGCCAAGGGCUUUCUAGGGAGCUUUGUGGUACAGCUGGUAUGUAGUUAACGUUGUCAUAUCUUUGACAUUUGUUGCAUUUUUUCACGAGUGCUUUGGCAUCUUCCUUUAUUGUCGGCCAGUAGUAUCCUUGUAAUAUUGUCUUUCUUGCUAUCGUGCUGGCACCUUCAUGGGCUCCGCAUAUUCCCUCGUGAAUUUCUUUCAGAAUCAGGCGUCCAUUUUCGGAUAAUACGCACUUCGCCAAGGGGUGGGUUAGCGAAGUUCGAUAAAGGAUUUUGUCGUAAUUUGAGUAGUUGGCUGAUUUCUAGAUGAUUCGAACAGCUUCGAUGUUAUCUUGUAGCAAUUCCUCAUUUUCCAAGUAAUUAAUUAAUGGAGUCAUCCAGUUGUCUGCAUCAUCGAUUUCCAUUACUUCCGUUUUGUUGAUGCUCGGUUUUUGUAAGGUUUCUUUUAGCUGCAGUUUGCUGAAAAGAUCCCCGAGCUAGGAGGCGGACUUUGCUAUGGCGUCGGCCUCAGUAUUUUGUUCUCGUGGGAUUUUUUUGAUUUCCCAUUAUCCUCCUCGUGGUUCCAAUUUUAGGAGCAUUCCUUUGACUUUUGUCAAAUAUUUGUUUAUCCCUAUUUCUUUAGCUUGGUACUCGCCUUUGAAUUGAUUUGCCACCAGUUGCGAAUCGCUAUGGAUUUUCAGAAUUUCCGUUUUUACUUCUAAUUCUAGGCCGAUUCCAGCGAUUAGAGCUUCAUAUUCGGCAACACUAUUACUUGCCUUGAAUUCUACGUUCACUCCGUAUUCGAUUCUUGUCUUUCCUGGACAUCUCAGGAUGGCUCCUGCUCUGGCACCUUUUUUAUUCCAGGCUUCAUCCACAUGUAACUCUCAUAGGAGAUCUGGGAUAGUUUCUUCAUGUUCGCCUGGGGUGAUUUCAGCCACAAAGUCCGCUAGUGCUUAUGCUUUGAUGUUUGGCAAGGUUAGUAGUGGAUGUCGUGUUUGCUUUGUAUCGCCUUUCGCAAUGGUUUAUUCAUUUUAACGAUAACAUUGUGACUCUAAAAGUAGUACUUUAGCUUUUUUCCAUAGUUACGACAGCUAGCGCCAUUUUUUCUAUCUCUAGGUACCUUGUCUCGACUAAUGUAGUAAAAUUCUUUGAGCUCUCCUUCCUCUUCCCUUACCAAUACUGUUCCGAUUGUUUCUUUCCGUGCGCAAAUGUAUAAGUACAGAGUUUCUCCUUUUAGUAGACGACUCAAGAGUGGUGGCGAGGUUAAGAAUUUUUUUCAAUUCCUCAAAUGCUUCUUGGCAUUCUUCGUUCCAAUUGAACUUUUGGGAGCCUUUGAUGGCUUUGAAAAACGGUAGACAUCUUUUGGCCGAGCAAGAUAUAAACCUUCCGAGGGCGGUAUGUUCUUUGGCGGUUUCAUGUCCAUUGUUGCUUUAAUCUUUUCUGAGUUCGCCUCUAUUCCUCUUUGUGAUAUCAUUAAUACCAGAAAUUUUCUUCCUUGCACUCCGAAUGCGUAUUAGUCUGGGUUUAACUUCAUCCCGAAUUUAUUCAAGAUUUUGAAUGUUUUCUCUAGGUCUUUCGCGUAAUUCUUAGCUUUUUCACUUUUUAUGAUCAGGUCGUCUACGUAUACUUGGACUCGUUUUCCAAUUUCGUAUUUGAACAUGAAGUUCAUUAGUCUCUAGUAUGUCGCUCCCGUAUUUUUCACUCCGAAAGGCAUAGUUGUGUAGCAAUAUGUUCCGCCUUCUGUGAUGAAUGAUGUUUUUUCUUGAUCCUCCUGUUUCAUUGGUAUUUGAUGAUAGCCUUGGGCGGCGUCAGCCAGGAUGUACAUGGCGUGUCCUUCUAUUGAGUCGACUAAUUGAUCUAUGUCAGGUAUGGGGUAGAUGUCCUUUAGGCAAGUUUUGUUCAAGUCGCUAUAGUCCACGCACAUCCUUUUUUUUUCGUUUGCCUUUUUCAUAAUCACUACGUUGGCUACCCAUUCUGGGUAGUGCACCUCCCUGAUGAAUCCGGUUUUCUUGAACUUCUCCACUUCAUUGGCUAUUAUUCUUUGUUUUUCUUCAGAGAAUUUCCUCUUUUUCUGUCUCACAUGGUUAGCCCCCUCGGCUAUACUCAGCUCGUGGGUUAAUGAUAUGUGGAUCAAUCCUCACGAUUUCCGUGACUUUGGAGGCAAACAUUCCCAUAUUCUUGUUUAACAUUGCUACGAUUUCUUCUUCAUGUUUGGGGUUUAUGUCCACUCCAAGGUUCACCUUCUUCUACGCAUUUAGCUCCAAUUUUUUCAUAUCGCCAUUGGGGAGGCUUUCUUUUUCUUUUAUGUCAUGGUUCAAGAUUUCUUCGAUUGGCAUCGUUUCGAAGGAUUCUUGCACCGAUUUGUCGUAGCAUUUUUUGGUAGUUGUCUGGCUUCCUUUGAUUGUGAUAAUUCCUGUUUUGGUGGGUAUUUUCACUGUGAGAGCUUUUAUGCUUGUAAUUGCGGCCAAAUCAUGGAGGAAUGGUCGCCCCAGGAUGGCGUUGUAUGGUAGAUCAAUGUCUACGACGCUGAAUCGUGUUGGUUGCUCUUUCUCUCUUCUCUCUCUUCCUAACUUUACGUCUAGAGUAAUCGUGCCCAUGGGUUUGAUAGGAGGUCCGCCAAAUCCGGUCAACGGAGUAGCGUUUCUUUUUAGCUCUGAGAUGACCCAUCCAAGGCUUUCGUAGGCUUUUCAUGUCAUUAAGUUUAUUGCGCUUCCUUUGUCAAUUAAUACUCUUUUCAUGCUCCAAUGUUCAAUUAUCAUAGCUACAACGAAGGCAUCAUUAUGUGCCUGACUGAUUCUCCCAAAAUCAUUGUCGUUGAAUGUCACCACCGGCCAUAUUCUGGGUUCCUACAUCUUUUGUUUUUUCUCCGGUGGGUAGCGUUGCGCGCUAAUUUGCUUGUUUUUGAGGUGUGAUCCGUCGGAAGUCAUUAUUUCUAUGAAGAAUUUGUUUAUGAGUUCAGAAAAAACUCCUUCUAGUUUGAAGUUUCUUUCCCACAGACGACGCCAUUUGAUGGAGUCUGCUUUCUGAACCGGUGAGUAAACCUGCAAAAUAGGGUAGAAGAUAACCGGAUGGUGGUUGUCCGAUUAACUCUCUAAUGCUAAAGUCAGUUUAGGCUUGAGCAGCGUUUAUUGUAUAUGAAUGUAAUUGUUUUUUCAGGCAUACCUCAAUCUCUUUAUAUAGUAGUAGAGAGAAUACCUAGUAGACCUCAAAUAGGAAAGUGAUUCCUAUCCAGUAGGAUUGUGUUUGAAUAGGAAAGAGAUUUUUUAUUGAAGAGGAAGUCUUACUCAGGAAAAUCUUCCUGAAUAAGCUUAUCUUCCUAGAUUGGAGUUUGUAUCCGAAUAGAAUAGAGAUCCCAUAUAUUCAGUUUUCAAUAUAUGAUUCUUCGUAUAUUUAGGCUUCUAGCGAAUCGCUUUGGCGACGCGCUUUCACCGAGUCCUCAGGGAAUUAACUCUUCUGGGAAUUCGGGCUAAUCUUACUUUGAUCUUCAAGUUUGGCGAGUCUCAUGGACUCAGGUGCUCACAUUAUCAUGCUUUCGCCUUUUGGGCGAGUGCUAGGAUUCUCCCAUGGGGUAAAUCCUAUGCAACUCGGUUCCACUAUAGUUAUGCUGGAAUUCGAUUUCCAUUAAGUUGAUUUGAAUUUGGAAGAAAAUAAUCUUGGUCUGUCAUAUUUUAUAAAAUUUAACUAUAGCAAAUCAGACCUUUUUGAAAAAGAAUUAAAAAUAUUAUUAUAUAAUGAUACUCUUGUAUUUAAGGUAUUAUUAUUGUUUAUGUUUCAACAUAUAGAAAAACCAUGCAUGUUCAUUAGUUCUUGUUUAUAUUUAAUUAUUUGAUUGAUAUUUUUUUUAUUUCUAUUUUAAUAGGAGAUAAUGAUUUUAACAUCUUACGCUAUAAUUUAUGCAGCUGUAGCUUCAGCACAGUUUUUUUAUCUUUGCAUUUAGUGAGUAAUUCUAUCUUCCUUCUUCACUCGUGGAUUUGUAAAAUGGUAUUCUCUUACUUUGAUUAGUUCUUGGUGAUAUUGUUUAUUUGAGUUUGAGUUCUUGGAAUGGAAAAGAAAAUUUAACGAA
Mercurialis annua (annual mercury) is the source of this 6648-nucleotide messenger RNA. RefSeq names its product L-2-hydroxyglutarate dehydrogenase, mitochondrial. Gene Ontology annotation, molecular function: (S)-2-hydroxy-acid oxidase activity; (S)-2-hydroxyglutarate dehydrogenase activity. Lineage: Eukaryota; Viridiplantae; Streptophyta; Magnoliopsida; Malpighiales; Euphorbiaceae. Gene Ontology annotation, cellular component: mitochondrion. The transcript is spliced from 5 exons. The record is from RefSeq and is a predicted model, not a curated record. The coding region runs from base 194 to 1426 and encodes 410 amino acids.